Stylophora pistillata is the source of this 4122-nucleotide messenger RNA. RefSeq lists its product as uncharacterized. Lineage: Eukaryota; Metazoa; Cnidaria; Anthozoa; Scleractinia; Pocilloporidae. Gene Ontology annotation, biological process: regulation of centriole replication; mitotic spindle assembly; metaphase chromosome alignment. Gene Ontology annotation, cellular component: spindle; centriole; centrosome. The record is from RefSeq and is a predicted model, not a curated record.
AUCAAAGAUGGCGUCCAGAGGGUUUCUUCUUGCCGAUCACAACAUUCGGCCUUCUCGGCGCCCUGUUCGAUAUGUGGCUUCAAAGCAAACGAAACCGAUAAAAAGGAAGAAAAAGAAGCCAGAGUGGGACAACACAGUACACGAUCUCACAGUACACAAGGCUACAAAAGAGGAGCAGAUUAGGAGACAUGAAAUUCAUCUAUCUAAGAAUGCAGGCAGUGUACAUUUACUUGAUAAAUCCAAAGACCAAAGCCUUGAUUUUACCACCCAAACUCCAAACACAGUUGAAAGAUGCAAGCUGGCCAUUGUUCAGGAGGUUCUGUAUGGUCAAGAUAAGUUUCAUGAUGUGCUAUCAGAAUCAGACAAGACAAUGUCAGUUGUAAAAGAUUUAUUUGGUGAUGAUCCUAAGAAGUAUAUGGGAUUUCCUAACAUUACUGCUGCUCCAAGUAAUCUUUUCAAUGGUAAAGAAAACAGACUUCCAGUUGGUCCUGUGGCUGAAAUGCCUGAAACUCCAACACAUCUUUCAUUACUGAGUGACUCAAUCAUGAGAACACCGGCACUAAAUGAACUCCCAGAUCAUGACAAAGAAGAUGAGGAGCCAUCCCCAAAGACACCUCCACCUGACAAAGAAAGGAUCACCUUUCAACCUACGCUUGAUGUCCAAAGAUUCCGCCAAUAUGUGGCUGAGGAGCAAAGCAAACAAGCAGAACACCCAAUGCCAACAUGCCUGACAGGAAGCCGAGCAGGUCAAGAGCUGCCACCUGUGAGUAGUACCGAUGGACAAGCCACCAUUCCUUCAACAGGUGGUGAUGAAGAUUGUAUGCCAUUUCAAGAAGGACGUAGCACUGAUAAAGUGUCUGCACAUGGCAGGGUGCUUGCUGGACAUGAUUCUAGCAGUCAGCCUCCAUCCUUUCUUAGUCAGGAAUCAUCAAGAACUGUGAUUGCAGGCGGGCCUAAUUUUAUGAAAACAGUGUCCAUAGGAGAGCCAACAUCAAAGGAGGUGAUUUCACAACAUGUUGGAGACCAACUAACAAGAAGCGUAGGCUCUGGUUCUCAAGGAUCUGGCAAAGUAAAGACAAAAAGUAGUCACAAGCAAGCAUCAAACUCGUUUUCUAGUGGUAUAAGAAGCCUUGAUGACUUAAAGAAGAUGGUGGAAGACCUGGAAGGUGAAGUAGCUAGAUAUGAAUAUGAAACAGGGCGCCAACAAACUAAGUUGCCUUCCCCAUCCUCCACCGGCAGCUUUAGUGGUUAUACUGCAUCGCUUAUAGCUACUGUCACCAAGUUGAUGGGUUACUUGAAAGAGAGUGAAGUUCAAAGAAAAGCAGAUAUGGUUAUGAGAGAGCAAGUGCUGCAGGGAUUUGAAGAACAGAGAGCUUUGGUUGAUGCUCUGACUAAUGAUAUUCUCCACACCCAAGAACAAAACCUAGCUUUGCAAAAUGAACUGUUAGAAUAUAAGAAAAAUACAGAUGAGCACCUGCAAUACUUGAAGAGAGAAUUGUUUGCUGUUGUAAGAAGUUAUGAGUAUCAAGCACUCUCCAACAGUAUAAACACCUUGUACAGCUUGAACCCUGUGGCUCUGAAGCAAGGUGGUACCGAUGCCUUGAAUUCAAUGCAUGAUGAAGAUCAUAAUUUGGAAUAUUUACCUGGUGCUCCAGUUGGCCAAGCACAUGAGAAGGGGGAGAAAAAAAGUGUUGGACAUGACAAACGCCGAGGAGUUUUUACAGACACCAGAGAUGGACCUUCUUUCAUACCUCUUGCUACACCAGCAGAUCAUGAUGUACCACAGCAUUCCACUACAGAGAGCAAUUCUGCAACAUCUCAACAAGAAGCCAAAGUAUUCAGUCAAGCCGUAGAUGGCAGAGGCCCAUUAAAGGCUACCACCUGGAUUUCCUCUGAGAAUUCCUUAUCACAGCAUCAUCCAGUGGCUCCUAUGGUUUCUUCUCAAUCUGAAAAUGAGCUCAUUCCAGCAUAUCAAAAUUCUGGAUCAUCUAAAGUUACUUUUGGGAUUCCAGGUCACAGUGAGAUAAGCUCUAACAUUGUCAUGUACCCACCAAGUCAAGUUACCUUCACUCAUGCUGGAAGGAGAGAAGGAUCAUCAUCAAGGCCUAUAGCUGGCAUCUCCAGUGAGCCCAAUGUUGCCCCAGUUAACCUGCCACCCCAAGCUAGUACUUCCUCUAGAGUACCUACAGGAUUUUCCAUGAAUCCUUCACAUAAUCCUCAGAAACAUCCACAAAGGCAGCCCACCAUUGACCAUGCUAUGGAACCAAGGCCUAUUGGUGCACAAGUGUACAAAGCUCAAGGUCACCCAAAAUUGGUUCGAGAACUGCAGCCUGAAAUUUCCGAAGGCAUGGAAGCAAGGCCUGAAGACCCACAAGGCUUUUCAGUGCAAGAUAAUUCACAGGCAAGGCAUGGACUGCAGCCUGCAAUUGCUAAUGCUAUGGAACCAAGGCCUGGUGACCCACAAGGGUUUUCAGCACAAAGUCAUCCUCAAGCAAAACAAGGACUGCAUCCAGCAUUUGGCAAUGCCAUGAAACCUGGACCAGCUCGUCCACCAGCAUUUUCAGGACAAGGAAAUUCGCAAGUUCAAGGACCAACUGGUCAAAGAGCAACUGUCAGUGCUGUGGGACUAUUGCCUGAUGGUCCACAAGGGUCUCUAGUUAGACCUCAGGAUGGUUCUCUAAUAUUUUCCCAGGCAGCACCCUCUGGACCAGCAGUGACUUCCACUCAAACUGUGAGUGUUUUGCACCAUCAACAUCAGCCUCAUCAGCAAGGCCACAGCCAACCAAACACUAAAGCAGAACGUAUAUCAAAACCUAAAGGUUUUGCAGCAGUUUCUAGGAAUACAGUUUGUGGACUUCCUGCCAAUCAUCAGCUUAGGGAACGGCUUCAGAACAUGGCUAACAGGCAGAAGGGUGUGACAGCCAGACAAAGUGACCAGGAUAGUGGAAAUGUGCAGGAUUUGGAAGGUCAACAUCCACGUCCAACAUCUCCCCAUGUGCACUUCCAAGAGCCUCCAGUUGCUGGGAAUGGACAACAGAGUGUUGAACCCGGACAGGAACAAAUUUCUCCUCCAUUGUCACCCAUUCCACAUAGGAAUCCAACUGUCAAGAGAUCCACAGCUCCCCCUGACAAAAGAGUUGUCAUUAACCUACCAAAUGCCUGGUCUGAUGUCUCAUCAACAAUUUCCCUGUGAAAUCAAAGCUUUACACAUUGUUACAAGACUCUUGCACAUAAAAAUCAUGUGGUCAUCAUGUCAAAACAUCGUUUCAUUUUGUUACUUAACUUACUUUCACCCUUACACUCCUAGAAGUGGUCAACAAUUGACUUCCUCGUACAGUAUCGUUUAAAGACACCUUAAAGCGCAAACAAUGAAAACUGUUGAUUUUUAUGACAGAGUACCCUGCGAGCUGAGCCUCUUUAAUCUGUCCUAGAAUUGAAAAAGGAAAAAGGCUCUGCCAACAUCCUGUUGUUGCUCGUUUGAACAUGCGUGGCAGUUGCCUAGAAACUGAACCUUUUCCAGGCCCCCUUGAACUAUUGUGGGCGCAGAUUUGGUCAUAUGUGUACAUGAAAAACAAAGGUGUGCGCACCAAAACCGGUUUGACUGGAGGCAAAACCGGCUCGAGUAGCACGGAGUUUUGGGCUUUCGGCAUUUCAAAGCAACAACAGGUUGUUGGCAGAGCCUUUUCCCUUGGAGGGUUAAAAAGAAAAGAAGAAAAGGCUCUGCUCACAGGGUAAUGACAGAGAUGCACUCUGCUCUUCCAUCUACAUGAAUAGGUACUAAACCCAAGUAACCUCAAAAAAGUAAAAUUAAAAUCUAGUGUGACUUAAUAAAAUACUGAGACUGGCAGGCAGGCCUUUUAGAGCCAUUUCAGUUUGAGAGAAUACUAUUAUGUACGUAUUCCAAGAUGUAAAGAGUGUGUUUCAGUCCACAAGAAGGUCUUCUUUAUUUGCAUGCUGGAAAGUGUGUUGGAGAGAGGUUUACCAGAGACUACCAUCUCUUGCAACCCUAAUAGUGAGGGCCCAUUUGCAGUCUUGAGUGUGUUUUAGGUCCCUUUUUGCUAUCCGUGUUAAUUUUCAAAAAAUUACCCAAAUCAGUACCAAAUAAAAGAAAUAUUUUGGCCA